Messenger RNA from Verruconis gallopava, 2329 nucleotides. RefSeq lists its product as uncharacterized. Gene Ontology annotation, biological process: amino acid transmembrane transport. Gene Ontology annotation, molecular function: amino acid transmembrane transporter activity. NCBI's taxonomy places the organism in Eukaryota, Fungi, Ascomycota, Dothideomycetes, Venturiales, Sympoventuriaceae. The coding region runs from base 371 to 2068 and encodes 565 amino acids. The transcript is spliced from 3 exons. The record is from RefSeq and is a predicted model, not a curated record. Gene Ontology annotation, cellular component: membrane.
UGGCGACAGGGAUGCCGUGCAUGUUAUCUUGUGUUAGGUUCGUUAGGCUCGUUAGCCUGACGACAGUGGAGUGCUAGCCCGAGAGGUCUGUCGCGUGCGGUUGUUCCACUGCACAUCUUCUGUCUACAUGGUUUAGACCUGCCCAUCUGCUCUGGGUCCAGGCACGGUCCCUUUUAUGCACGACUCCCACUGGAGGGAGUGCUGGGCUGACCCAAGAGCGUCGCCUCAAGCCAAGAUCCGAGUUUGCCUCAAUAGUGGAUUCCAGAGUGUAUAUCUUUACCAGAUGGCCCCUCCCGGCGUUUAGGAUUUGCCCUUCGGCUCCCGCCUCCAUCUUCACUCGGCAGGUUUUUCUCUCAAGUUGUUAUGCAUCAUGUCUGAACACGAUCCAAAGACGGUCGGAUACGACGAGAAGCCGGCGAAUGCUUUCGCGUCUGACCCGAACGACGACUCCGUGGAAGGCGAAGUACACGACAAUGUCGACUACCUCCAUCGUCGUCUUGGAAACAGGCAGAUCCAGCUCAUGGCCAUCGGAGGCUCCAUUGGCACCGCCCUGUUCGUGAGCAUCAACACCGGUCUGUACCAAGGUGGACCAGGCUCCCUUUUCUUAGCAUACACAAUCUACAGCAUCAUGCUGGGAUUUGUCAACAACUCCAUUGCUGAAAUGACCGUCUAUCAGCCCGUUUCUGGAGGCUUCAUUCGACUUGCGGGAAAGUGGGUUGACGAGGCAUUUGGCUUCAUGGCGGGAUGGAACUUCUACUUCUACGAGGCGCUUCUAAUUCCGUUCGAAAUCACGGCGCUGUGCACUGUCUUGUCCUAUUGGCGCGACGACAUCCCAGCUGCUGCUGUCAUUUCCGUCUGUAUUUUCCUCUACGCCUGCUUGAACAUCCUGGCCGUGAAGAUCUACGGCGAGGCAGAGUUCUGGCUGUCUGGUGGAAAGGCUAUUCUAAUCCUGAUCCUGUUUGCUUUUACCUUCGUCACCAUGGUUGGAGGCAAUCCAAAGCAUGACGCGUACGGCUUUCGAUACUGGAAGAACCCCGGCGCCUUCCUCGAGUACCGUACCACUGGCGAUCUCGGACGUUUUGAAGGAUUUCUUGCGGCUCUCUGGUCUGCGUCGUUCACCGUGGUUGGCCCAGAGUACAUUUCCAUGGUCGCAGCUGAGGCGAAGCGCCCUCGUAUCUACAUCAAGAGCGCAUUUAAGACUGUCUAUUUCAGAUUUGGACUCUUCUUCAUCGGUGGUGCCCUUGCCGUCGGCAUUGUAUGCUCUGCCCGGGACCCUACUCUUGUAGCCAUAAAAACUGGCAAGGCUGGAGGCGCCGGUACUGCAUCUGCCUCUCCCUACGUCAUUGCCAUGACGAAUUUGGGAAUCGAGGGCCUUCCUCAUCUUGUCAAUGCGUUGAUGGUAACCAGCAUUUUCUCCGCUGGUAACACGUACACGUACUGCUCCACACGAAACCUGUACGGCCUGGCUUUGGAAGGUCGUGCACCGUCCUUCUUCAAAAAGUGCUGGAAGAACGGUGUGCCAUUUUACGCCUUCCUUUUCACAAUGUGCUUCCCUUGCUUGGCCUUCCUCCAGCUCGGCAACAGCUCCAACACUGUGCUUGGAUGGCUGAUCAAUCUGAUCACAGCUGGAGGUGUGAUUGACUACAUCGUCAUGUGCAUCACUUACCUCUGCUUCUGGCGUGCUAUGAAAGUUCAGGGCUUCGACCGUCGCAAGCUUCCCUACGUGGGUUGGUUCCAGCCCUACUCCGCCUGGAUUGGACUGGUUUGGAUGGUCUUCAUCGUUUUCACGUACGGAUAUUCAUCCUUCAAGCCCUGGUCGCUUGACGAUUUCUGGAUCUACUACACUAUGGUUGUUGCCGCACCUGUGCUUUUCAUCUUUUGGAAGGUCGUUAAGCGCACCAAGUUCGUAAAGUCAUCUGAGUUGGAUCUCGUCUGGCAGGCACCUGCGGUGGAUGCAUACGAGGCGACAUUCUACGAGAAACCUCUAGGGUUCUGGAUAGAGAUGGCUCAACUAAUCGGUCUCAAGAGGAACGUUGGUGGAGAUCAUCGUCGUGGAAGCGUAGCAUAACUUCGUGGUAGAAACGAAAAGUGGCUCGAUGUUCCAAUGAUUGCACGACAGUACGAGGAUCAUUCUCGUCUGCGAGAUACCCUGCUCUGAAUCGACGUGCUCACUGUAUUUAUGUGUUCGUACCACGACCAUUCAAUAACAUGCUAGUUCGAUUCAGAUUCACUUUCAACAUGAGUGCGUAGACUGAAUAUGCCGGGAGAUACUCUAGCGGUCUUUCUGCACGAGCCUGAAAAGCCAUCAAUUAAUAGGCGCCAUCUUUAG